Didymodactylos carnosus is the source of this 829-nucleotide messenger RNA. Lineage: Eukaryota; Metazoa; Rotifera; Eurotatoria; Philodinida; Philodinidae. The record is from the annotation of a GenBank genome assembly.
UGACCGUCGGUUCAUAUAAAAAGCUCUUUAGAAAAACAAUUUGAACCGAUUCUGUUCCCCGUAUAAAAAGUCGAUUUUGCGCUAAUGAUUUCAAUAUCUGAUUGUUCAGCGUUCACUCUCUAUCAUAAGAGGAUUCUGAUGUCCAAGCUUUCAGAUCGAGAAAAGUUAAGUUUAUUAUCGUUCUUUACAAGCUAUCUGGCUGAAAUGGGUCAAUAUGUCUAUAUGAGGGAAAGAGAACGCAACCAAGAAAACGAUACAAAAAAAAACAGAUAUAUAUGAUUGAUGAAAAAGUACUCAUAACGUAAAACAAAAAUGUGUAAGAGAAACGAUAAUAUUAAAGUCUUUCGUAAGAGUACAAAUCAACGACAAUCAUAUGUAAGCUUAAGUUUUAUGUAACGGCCUUUUCCUGGACAAACGUCGUUCGCAGUGAAACAAAAAUUAUCAGUCAAUAUUUUUGAUGAUACUCCACGAUAUAUAAGGGAAUCGGUUAACAUUAUUAAAUUUUAGAUGACAACACCCCUCCUUGUUAUGAGAAGACUGUGUUGCUAUGUUUAAUUUCGUGUUUCAAGAUUUUUAGAGUGAUUGAUAAUUAGGAUGAAAAAACAUCCCGACUAUAUUUAGUCAAAUACUAUUUCUUUUUUUAUAGGGUGAGCCGCCUACAAGACCACCCAGAGCACCAUCAGCCACAACAUCAUGUGAGUCUUGUAGGCAGCUUCUAGAGGAACUAGCAGAAUUACGGCAAGUGAUACAACAACAACAACAAGAAAUAACACGAUUUCGUCAUCGCGCCGUUCUUCGUCGUAUUCGUUUUACGCAUCGUGGUCGAUAA